Molecule: messenger RNA, 3191 nt
Organism: Xenopus laevis (African clawed frog)
Lineage: Eukaryota; Metazoa; Chordata; Amphibia; Anura; Pipidae
Gene: cdk8.S
Product: cyclin-dependent kinase 8 S homeolog
Exons: 13
Coding region: 167-1561 (464 amino acids)
Biological process (GO): regulation of cell cycle; regulation of transcription by RNA polymerase II
Cellular component (GO): nucleus
Molecular function (GO): RNA polymerase II CTD heptapeptide repeat kinase activity; ATP binding; kinase activity
Source: RefSeq, a predicted model, not a curated record
ACAUGGCUGUGACAUCACGACCUCCUCUAAGCCACUUCAUAGCAUCUGCUGUGAGGGAGACCGGCUGUUGUGGAGCUGUAGGGCUGCAGGCUGUGCCUCUCCUCACUUGCCCGGCUGUACAUGCUGCUCUUCCCCGGCCUCGGGUACCGAACACGCGCCGCUAAACAUGGACUAUGACUUCAAGGUGAAGCUGACAGGCGAGCGGGAGAGGGUAGAGGACCUGUUUGAGUACGAGGGCUGCAAAGUUGGAAGAGGCACUUAUGGGCAUGUGUACAAAGCCAAGCGGAAAGAUGGGAAAGAUGACCGAGAUUAUGCUUUAAAACAGAUAGAAGGCACUGGAAUUUCCAUGUCUGCAUGCAGAGAAAUUGCACUUCUGCGGGAGCUGAAACAUCCAAAUGUAAUUUCUCUACAGAAAGUGUUCCUUUCACACGCUGACCGGAAAGUCUGGCUUUUGUUUGAUUUCGCAGAGCAUGACUUAUGGCACAUCAUCAAAUUUCACAGGGCCUCCAAAGCAAACAAGAAACCUGUGCAGUUACCUCGGGGAAUGGUGAAGUCACUGCUUUAUCAGAUUUUAGAUGGUAUUCACUACCUUCAUGCAAACUGGGUUUUACAUAGAGAUUUGAAACCGGCAAAUAUUUUGGUAAUGGGUGAAGGUCCAGAACGAGGACGAGUAAAAAUAGCGGACAUGGGAUUUGCCCGGUUAUUUAAUUCACCUUUAAAGCCUUUAGCAGAUUUAGACCCUGUAGUUGUUACUUUCUGGUAUCGCGCCCCAGAAUUAUUGCUGGGGGCACGCCAUUAUACCAAAGCUAUUGAUAUUUGGGCUAUAGGAUGUAUAUUUGCAGAGCUUCUAACGUCAGAGCCAAUUUUUCAUUGUCGACAGGAAGAUAUCAAAACUAGUAACCCUUAUCAUCACGACCAGCUGGAUAGAAUAUUUAAUGUCAUGGGAUUUCCUGCAGAUAAAGAUUGGGAAGACAUUAAAAAGAUGCCUGAGCAUUCAACUCUAAUAAAGGACUUCCGCAGGAACACGUACACCAACUGCAGCCUUAUAAAAUACAUGGAAAAGCAUAAAGUAAAACCAGACAGCAAAACAUUCCACUUGCUUCAGAAAUUGCUCACAAUGGACCCAAUCAAAAGAAUUUCCUCAGAGCAAGCUAUGCAGGAUCCAUAUUUUCUAGAAGAUCCACUUCCUACUUCAGAUGUUUUUGCAGGCUGCCAGAUUCCAUAUCCCAAGCGAGAGUUUUUGACCGAAGAGGAACCUGAUGAUAAGGGAGACAAAAAAAACCAACAGCAGCAGCAAGGCAAUAACCAUACAAAUGGAACAGGUCACCCAGGAAAUCAAGAUAACAGUCACGCACAAGGGCCACCUCUGAAGAAAGUGAGAGUUGUUCCCCCUACCACUACCUCAGGUGGACUCAUAAUGACCUCAGACUAUCAGCGUUCCAAUCCACAUGCUGCUUAUCAAAACCCUGGACCAAGCACAUCCCAACCUCAGAGCAGCAUGGGAUAUACAUCUACCUCCCAGCAGCCUCCACAAUACUCACAUCAGACUCACCGGUACUGAGCUGUACCAGAGGGAAACAAACAAAAAGUCAAUGCACUGUUGCUUUGGCUACAGGACUGAGCAUGUAGCUGUCUGCCUGAAGCCUGGCUUUGGAAUGUACAACCUGUCCAGCAGCCAAGUUAUACAAACAUUACAGAGAAUGUAGACCCCCCCCCCAUACGAAGGGUAAGAGUGCUAGCCCAGUUGGCAACGUGGAUUUGCUACUUCCAUAGUUUACUUGAAAAUGAUUCAAACUGACCAAUGCAUACUUUUUUUCAGUGAUGGAAGCAGUUGAAGCUGUGAAAGUAUGUUAGGAGCAAACACUUAUUAGUAUGCUUUUUUUUUUUUUUUUAAAUCAUGGUGAAAAUAUGAUCCGACCAAUAAGAAUCGGUCUUCACUGGUAUGGACACACAAAAUCAUUGAAAGAUAAAUUGUGCUGCUGUUCUGUUCAAUAUACAUUUCUUUACACAUUGUUUUCAGGUGAUAAACGAUUAUCUCCUUGAUCAUUGUUUUUUGACCAGUAAAUCUUUUUUUCCUCCAACACUUUAUCACUCAACAAAACGUAGGGAUGCACCAAAUCCACUAUUUUGGAUUCAGCCAAACCCCGAAUCCUUCGCGAAAGAUUCGGCCGAACCGAAUCCUAAUUUAAGGAUGGGAAGGGGAAAAUGUUUUUUACUUCCUUGGUUUGUGACAAAGGGUAGGACUAUAUGGACUUUUUCGGCGCGAUCCGACACAUUGCAACAAAACGCAUGCGACGGAAAUAAGGUAAAUAUUGGAAAUGUCGCAGCGUUGAUCCGAAACGACUGUCGGAUGCAGGUGAAGCGUCGUAUCAACGCUGCAACAUUUCAUUACUUACAUUAUUUCUGUCGCAUGCGAUCUGACGCAUGUGGUUUGUUGCAGCGCGUUGGAUCGCACCCGAAAACGUCCAUGUAGACCUACCCAAAAAGUCACGCAGUUUCCCUAGGAUUUGGUUCGGCCGGGCAGAAAGAUUCGGCUGAAUCUGAAUCCUGCUGAAAAAGGCCGAAUCCCCAACCGAAUCCUUGUCCUUGAUUCAGUGCAUCCCUAACAAAAAGCAACAAAAAAAAACCUUUUUUUUUUUUUUAUGUACGAGCCUCCCAAAGAUUCUAUUUCAGCUUAGGUUUUAAACUUGACUAGUAUUAAAGCUGCUAUUUGAUAUGAAAUAUGUUUCUUUUGAAAUGGAUACAAACCUGUUUGCAGAGGCAAGCAAGGGCAACCGAUCCUCUUCAACAAUGUUUUUUAAUUUUUUUUUUUUUCCUGUUGGUGUUGCUGAAUUGUGAGCAUGCUAUGGAGUUCUGACAAAAUAAAACAAAAACAAAAAAAGGCAAAAAAAAUUGGAAUUAAAUAUAGGCCUCGUUAGGGCAAGGCAUCUGUUCAGGCCCUUUAAGCUGGCUUGGUGUAGUGUAAUUCAGUUCAACUUCGGUUUUCUAUCUUUCAUUUCAUGGCCCCCUUAGGGUCGUCUCUGUUGCAUCGGAGAAUAAAAGGUAGAAAGGCCUUAGAAUUUACAAGGAUACAAAACUUUAACAUACAAUGUACUGUAUCAGACUAUUUUACAUUAAUGACAAGUAUUCUGAUUUAAAAAAAACACAUUGUUAACACAAGGUGUUAAGUAAUAAAUUUAUUUUUCAUAAAA